CAUAUUCUCUAAGGAAUAUCAAUUAUGACGGCCAGGAUAGCAUAUUGCACGGAUAUGGAGAAGUCCGUACUUACUAAUAACUUUGAAAAACGAGGUUGGAUCCAAGUUAGCCCUGAUGAUGAGUGGAAUUUUUACUGGGCCGGUGCUCAGACCUGCCGCUCCCUCUUCAGCGUUGACAGCGGCUACCGCAUGAACGACAACCAGAUGAUUAAUCACUUCCCGACCCACUACGAGCUAACAAGGAAGGACCUCUUGGUGAAGAAUAUUAAGCGUUACCGCCGAGAGCUGGAGAGGGAAGGCUCCCAGCUGGCCGCUAGGGACGCUACAGGACGCUACGUUCACCUGGACUUCCUGCCGACGACCUUCAUGCUCCCAGCUGACUACAAUCUCUUCGUGGAGGAGUUCCGGCGUAACCCAAAUACCACUUGGAUCCUGAAGCCGGCCGGCCGCUCCCAGGGCGUUGGCAUCUUCUUGGUAAACAAGUUGGCUCAAAUUAAGAAGUGGUCGCGGGACACCAAAAGUUCCUUUAACCCAGCACUCGUCAAGGACACCUACGUCAUCUCCCGCUACAUUGACAACCCUCUACUAAUUGGUGGAAAGAAAUUUGAUUUGAGAAUGUAUGUGAUGGUGACGUCGUACCGGCCGCUGAAGGCGUACAUGUACAAGCAGGGGUUCUGCAGGUUCUGUACCGUACGCUACGACACUUCGGGUCAGGAGCUGGACAACAUGUUCGUCCACCUCACCAACGUCUCCAUACAGAAGCACGGGGAGGAGUAUAACAGCGUACAUGGAGGCAAGUGGCCAGUGAGGACCCUCCGUCUCUACCUGGAGGGUACCAGAGGCAAGGCGCGCACCGAUAAGCUCUUCUCCGAUAUAAUUUGGCUUGUGGUUCACUCCUUGAGAGCCGUGGCGCCCAUCAUGGCUUCGGACAGACACUGCUUCGAGUGCUACGGAUACGACAUCAUCAUCGACGAUCAACUCAAGCCCUGGAUGAUCGAGGUGAACGCGUCCCCGUCCAUGACGUCGACGACAGCCAACGACAGGAUCCUGAAAUACAAGUUGGUGGACGACAUCAUCAACAUUGUCCUGCCUCCUGACGGCGUGCCCAAUGUGCACUGGAACAAGGUGCCGGCCCCAGAGAAGUACGGGGACUUCGAGCUGCUCCUGGAUGAGGAACUCUACCAGAACAUCGACCACUCCAGCGGCCAGCGCGGCAAGCACCCUGAUAGGCACUCGGCGCCCAGAUGGAAAUAGCAUGCGGUGAAGAAGUGUGUGAGGCCAACCUCCACACUUCCUCGUAUCCAGACGGACAACUCUUCGCAGCCUGGGGGCAGCGGGUUGAAGCAGUCGACAACAACCAAGACAGCCGACCACGCAGUCCUCUCGCAGAUGGAGGUCGCAUACGGCGAAGAGGUCGCCCAAAGCAACACCAACAAACAUACUACUCUAAAUUGGAAGUAGACAGUAGGCCAAGGGGGAAAUAAGCAAAAUUACGCUCAUUUACAGUGAAAACAGUAUUUAUGACUUGCUAGGGUCAGUCGGAAGGCAUAAGGGCUGGGAAUAGAUAUGACAUACAAUAUAUAAAUUGACCCUAAACAUAUAUCUGCAACGUGUUAAGAUAGCUUGUAUCGAAGAAGUAUUUCCAGCGACUCUACUCAACGAUGACGUUCUGUACUGGACUCACUGUAGUUUAGCUCAUGUACACACUACACGCAGCCAAUUGUUGCGGAAGCCUUCUCACCAACACUUAAUACUGGCUCAAUAUAUACGAUUUUGAAUUAUUCGUAGCGUCCAGACACAAAGCUUCAUGACACACAGGCAACAAUAGGUUCUGGGGCAGCGGAGAGCUCUGAACCCCCAC
This is a messenger RNA of Procambarus clarkii (red swamp crayfish), 1861 nucleotides long. RefSeq names its product Tubulin tyrosine ligase-like 1B (gene TTLL1B). Gene Ontology annotation, biological process: microtubule cytoskeleton organization; protein polyglutamylation. Gene Ontology annotation, molecular function: tubulin binding; tubulin-glutamic acid ligase activity. Lineage: Eukaryota; Metazoa; Arthropoda; Malacostraca; Decapoda; Cambaridae. The record is from RefSeq and is a predicted model, not a curated record. Gene Ontology annotation, cellular component: cilium.